AUGGCCGAUAAUGAAAAUUGUUUAUUUACUUCCUCUGUUGAACAUCAAAAUAAACAACAUAUAUUAACACUAACAAAGUUUACUUUAAUAUGGGAAUUAUCAAAUAAGUCAAAAGUUCCGGAUAAUAACUUAUUUGAUCCUUUACUACGUCAUGAUGCAUGUAUAGAUUUACGUGAAAUAAUUGGAGUGAAAGCCAUUAAAAUUCCAACUAAAUCUUCAACUUUAUCCCUACGAAAAUCCUUCAAAGUUGACGAGAAUGCACCCUUCUUUAUUGAAAUGCAGCCCUUGGGCCCUCUGGGAUUUUCCGUGGUUGUCCUAUCCCAACCAGGAAAUCAUAAAUGGAGAUACAAGCAAGUCUCAUUCCAGUGUAAAGACAGUAACCUCUGUCAUCAGUGGAUCACAGCUGUAAAAGAAGCUUUGAAAAAUCCUAUAUUUAACAGACCACAGAAGCUCGUCGUGUUUGUAAAUCCAUUUUCUGGAAAGAAAAAGGCUGUAAAGUUGUACAGGGAGAAGGUACUGCCCCUCUUUGAACUGGCAGAUAUUGACGUUACCCUAAUAGAGACAGAGAGACAAAACCACGCAAAAGAUCUUGUGCAGGAUUCUCUUGAUCUCAAUAAUGUUGAUGGGUUGGUGUGUGUGGGUGGGGAUGGAAUGUUUUCCGAGAUACUUAAUGGCCUGUUGACCAGAACAGCACGGGAAAAUGGCAUCGAGGAGACGGGCAGAUUUGAACCUGUGCCCCCCGAUAUCCGAAUAGGAAUCAUACCUGCAGGUUCCACAAACACUAUUGUGCACACAACUACAGGGGGGAGUGAUGUUGUCACCUCUACACUACACAUAAUACUUGGUGACAAGAUUGGUAUAGACGUCAACUCGGUGAAUGUGAACAACCAGUUUAUCCGCUACAGCGUCACAAUGCUGGGGUACGGAUAUAUGGGGGACCUUCUCAAGGACAGUGAUAAUAUUCGAUGGAUGGGACCAAAACGCUACAGUUGGUCAGGCACCAAGUCAUUUUUGUCCAACAACUCCUACUAUGGGGAGAUCAAGUAUCGUUUGUCAGAAAACCCUGAUAGUCAUCCAACCGAUGAAGUCAAGUGUUACACUGGUUGUGACACAUGUUCACAGGCGGGAGAGGGCACAUCGGGAAUGUCCCGUAAUUCUUCUGGGGUGGAGUUCACUGCAGGCGGGGAACUUACUCCUAUAGAUGAAUGUUCGAUAUCUGACAAGUCCUUAUCGGUAUCGGAAUACUCUACUUCCGACCCAAACUGGCGAACAGUAGUUGGGAAGUUUGUAGCAGUGAACAGUGUGACAAUGAGUUGUAGCUGUGAUCUAAGCCCCCCUGGUAUGUCCCCCUACUGUCACCUUGGGGACGGGUGUUUGGACCUCAUCUUGGUGUCUGACUGCUCUAGGUUAGAUUUCCUCAAGUUUCUGAUGAGGACUGCUAAAGGAGAAGAGCGUCACAACCUAGACUUCAUACAGAUGUACCGUGUGAAGGAGUUCACGUUCCGGCCCCUAACGGAAGAUGAGGACCUGGAAAGCCUCGCCAGUACAGAGGACCUGACGACACACAGGAAGAGGGUAAAAUUGAAACGGCAGACUUCCAAGACGAGCGUGUGGAACUGUGAUGGGGAGGUGAUAGAUCAGGCCAAGAUCAGUGUCAGAGUUCACUGCCAGCUGAUCAACCUGUUUGCCCGAGGUGUAGAAGAUCUCAACACAAGUGAAGAUCAGAAGUGUAAGACUUGCUGUACACCCACAUUUGACAGACUGUGAACUGCCUUCUGAUUGGCUGAGGAGCAAGCUACAAAUGCAAGACUGCAUUUCAUUGGAUGAGAUGCAGUCUUGAUACUGUGUAAAGCUACACAUCAUUGGUGGAGGGACAGGCUUGAUGUCAUGAGAAGCUGCAUAUUAUUUGUACAAAUGUUUUGUACAAAUGUGAAGCUGUAUUUGAUUGGCUAAGAAACAGAAUUUGUUUUCUGUAAGCCUGAUUUUGAUUGGUUGUUUGGAAUGCAGCUGUCUACAAGUAUCUAUUGGAUCUAUUGAUUGGACCAGCACAAUGAGUGAGUGCUCUAACUGAUAAAUAUUUGAAAAACAGUGUGCUGCACCAAUUCAAGAGAACUUUACACAUGUACAUCUAGUUGCAGAAAUGCAGAUAAGCAUUUGAGAAAUAUGAAUUCAAGCUUAAAAACUGUCUUAUUUUUUCUGCUAAUGCUUUACAAAGACUUAGAAUUUAAACUCAGCAUUAUGAUAUUUUGGUAACAGAUUGAAAUGAUAGAUUUUUGCUGUUUUUAAGUUAUAAAUCAAUUGACCUGUUUGGCUUUUAUUCUAAGUAUAAGAAAAACACCGCUUAUCAUGCUUAAAAUUGAUUGAUUGUAAGUUUGUGAUUGUUAUCUGAUAUACACCUGUAUUAAAGACACUACUAAUCAUGCUAUAAAAGUUAUAGUAUAAAAUGUUAAAAAAAGUUUUCCAGCGAGCCUUUACAUUCCACAAUACUGCAAUAAUUUAUUAAAGACAGGUUGCAGAUCAUGAGGAUAUGACUUUAUUGUUUUAUGUUAAUCUUUAUAAUGCUAUUUUUUUCAUCAUCCAGUAAAUCCUUUUGUAAAUGUUAUCAUUUGGAAAAGCUGUAGAUAAUUAUGUGUGGUGCAUAAAUUCAUGUUUUAAUAUAAUUAUGCUGUAUAAUUUUGUUGAAGCGGACUGUAUUUUUCGUGUUUUUUGAAUAAUUUAUUUGUGUGUUUUUUGAUAAUCUGUAUAUUAAAGAUACAUUGUGUCAGGUACACAUGUUGUUUAUGGAAGCCUGUUUCAUUAAAGAUCUUAAUCGUAAAGAGAAAUGAUCUCAGUAUUUUAAUUUUGCUCAAUAGUUGCUAAAUAUAAGCUUUAAUAAUUUUUUGGCAGUAUCAUAAUUGAAAACAUAGUCAGGUUAACGAAAUUUAAGACUUUUUAAGUAAGGACUAAGAUCUUUUAAUGAAACAGGGCCCUAGUUAAGAUAAAAAUCAAAUUAUCUUGGUAGUUACCUGACUGAUGAUAUCUUAAUCUUUCUUGAUUUAUGUGGUUAUUUGAUUUUUAUGAACAGUCAGUUACUAAAUCAAAUAGAAUCAAUGCAAACAAUUGAUUUUAGUAUAGUUUCUUAAUUGUAUCAAUGCAAACAACUGGUUAGCAUAGUUUUUUUAUUGUUUCAAUGCAAACAACUGGUUAGCAUAGUUUUUUAUUGUUUCAAUGCAAACAACUGUUUAACAUAGUUUCUUAUUGUUUCAAUGCAAAAAACACGUUAUCAUGGUUUCUUAAAUGUUUCAAUGCAAACAACUGGUUAACAUAGUUUCUUAUUGUAUCAAUGCAAACAACUGGUUAACAUAGUUUCUUAUUAUUUCAAUGCAAAAAUGUGGUUAGCAUAGUUUCUUAAUUGUAUCAAUGCAAACAACCAGUUAACAUAGUUUCUUAUUGUUUCAAUGCAAACUAUCGGUUAACAUAGUUUCUUAUUGUUUCCAUGCAAACAACUGGUUAGCAUAGUUUUUUUAUUGUUUCAAUGCAAACAACUGGUUAGCAUAGUUUGUUAUUGUUUCAAUGCAAACAACUGGUUAGCAUAGUUUUUUAAUUGUUUCAAUGCAAACAACUGUUUAACAUAGUUUCUUAUUGUUUCAAUGCAAAGAACACGUUAUCAUGGUUUCUUAAAUGUAUCAAUGCAAACAACUGGUUAACAUAGUUUCUUAUUGUAUUAAUGCAAACAACUGGUAAGUAUGUUUUUGAAUUGUAACAAUGCAAACAACCGGUUAACAUAGUUUUUUAUUGUUUCAAUGCAAAAAUCUGGUUAGCAUACAUGUAGUUUCUUAUUUGUAUUAGUUUCUUAUCAUUUCAAUGCAAACAACUGGUUAACAUAGUUUCUUAUCAUUUCAAUGCAAACAAUGGGUUAACAUAGUUUCUUAUCAUUUCAAUGCAAACAACUGGUUAACAUAGUUUCUUAUUAUUUCAAUGCAAAAAUAUGGUUAGCAUAGUUUCUUAAUUGUAUCAAUGCAAACAACCAGUUAAGAUAGUUCCUUAUUGUUUCAAUGCAAACUAUCGGUUAACAUAGUUUCUUAUUGUUUCAAUGCAAACAACUGGUUAACAUAGUUUCUUAUUGUUUCAAUGCAAACAACCGGUUAACAUAGUUUCUUAUUGUUUCAAUGCAAAAAUAUGGUUAGCAUAGUUUCUUAAUUGUAUCAAUGCAAACAACCAGUUAAGAUAGUUUCUUAUUGUUUCAAUGCAAAUUAUCGGUUAACAUAGUUUCUUAUUGUUUCAAUGCAAACAACUGGUUAACAUAGUUUCUUAAUGUUUCAAUGCAAACAACCGGUUAACAUAGUUUCUUAUUGUUUCAAUGCAAAAAUAUGGUUAACAUAGUUUCUUUAUUAAAUCAAUGCAAAAAAUAUGUUGUAUAGUUCAAACAAGUGUUCUUAUACAAUAUAUUAAGGAAGUUUAUAAUCGGUAUCGGUAUCAAUGCAAAGACUACUUGUCACAAAUUUGUAUAUAUGACAUAUUUUAUGAAGUGAACAAGGCAAUAAUUAUGAAAAUAUGUUUGAUUUAAUUGUUGUAUACAUAUUGUU
Messenger RNA from Mya arenaria, 4565 nucleotides. Its product is annotated as ceramide kinase-like. Bases 1 to 1767 code for a protein of 588 amino acids. The transcript is spliced from 12 exons. Gene Ontology annotation, molecular function: kinase activity. NCBI's taxonomy places the organism in Eukaryota, Metazoa, Mollusca, Bivalvia, Myida, Myidae. The record is from RefSeq and is a predicted model, not a curated record.